AAAAGCGGAGGCUUAGGGGGGGCCUGGAGCGCAGAGCGGUUUGGUCGUUCGUUGGAGUUGCUUCUUGCUUUGGUUCGGCGACUGCGGCUCUUCAUUGGGCGGCGGGAGCGGCACGGCGGUGGGGGAAGCGGCCUCAGACUUCGCUGUUGGGUAAAAGAAAAUGGCCCGAACCAAGCAGACUGCUCGUAAGUCCACGGGUGGGAAAGCGCCCCGCAAACAGCUGGCCACUAAAGCUGCCAGGAAAAGCGCUCCCUCUACCGGCGGGGUGAAAAAACCUCAUCGCUACAGGCCCGGGACCGUCGCGCUUCGAGAAAUCCGUCGUUACCAAAAGUCCACGGAGCUUCUGAUCCGGAAGCUGCCCUUCCAGAGGUUGGUGAGGGAGAUCGCCCAGGAUUUCAAAACUGACUUGAGGUUCCAGAGCGCCGCCAUUGGUGCGCUUCAGGAGGCUAGUGAAGCGUACCUGGUGGGUUUAUUUGAAGAUACCAAUCUGUGUGCCAUCCACGCUAAGAGAGUCACCAUCAUGCCCAAAGACAUCCAGUUGGCUCGCCGGAUACGGGGAGAGAGAGCUUAAGUGAAGGCAGUUUUUAUGGUGUUUUGUAGUAAAUUCUGUAAAAUACUUUGGUUUAAUUUGUGACUUUUUUUGUAAGAAAUUGUUUAUAAUAUGUUGCAUUUGUACUUAAGUCAUUCCAUCUUUCACUCAGGAUGAAUGCGAAAAGUGACUGUUCACAGACCUCAGUGAUGUGAGCACUGUUGCUCAGGAGUGACAAGUUGCUAAUAUGCAGAAGGGAUGGGUGAUAUUUCUUGCUUCUCAUGAUGCAUGUUUCUGUAUGUUAAUGACUUGUUGGGUAGCUAUUAAGGUACUAGAAUUGAUAAAUGUGUACAGGGUCCUUUUGCAAUAAAACUGGUUAUGACUUGAUCCAAGUGUUUAACAAUUGGGGCUGUUAAGUCUGACCAUACAUCACUGUGAUAGAAUGUGGGCUUUUUCAAGGGUGAAGAUACAAGUCUUAACCACAGUGUAACUUACAGUUUCCUUAAAAAAAAAGAAAAAGAAAAAAAAGAAGUAAACCUGGCAGCUAUAGAAUACACUAUGUGCAUUUAUAAUAGCUAUUUUAUAUAUUGUAGUGUCAACAUUUUUAAAUUAAAUGUUUUACAUUCACCUUUGGUGGGGAGUCUUGUCAUUAAGAUUGUGUGUAAUUUAGAGUCCGGUUGGUUUUCUCCUAACUAGACUGCACUUGUUUUCAUACCUAGUAAAAAUGCUUUGCGCAUUAUACCUUGCAUAAGUCCUCAUUCUACCACAUGUUAACUACCCUCUAGCUGAUAAUGCAAACACUAACGGGGGAUUUUAUUUAUAAGGGCUCUAGAAUAUAAUACACGUUAUUCACACCAGCAUUGUCUGUUACUAAUAUAGUAGUUAGUACAGCUUUUCUUUGUGUUGUGGUUGGUCUCAUAACUAGAUUGAGUUUUUCUCUAUCAAGAGGGAACAAAACUGAGCUUUUCCAUCGAGUUUGUAUUAUGAUAAACCUUUGGGGUAAAGUUGCUGUGGGGAAGGGACACAGCGCCAGCUUAUGGAACCUCUGCCAGUUAAAAUGGUGUCAUCUGGUAUAAGGUCCUGGGAAAAUCACUUCAUAGAGAUGGCUUUCCAAGUGGUUUUAAAAUUUAUCCUUCUAUUGAAGUUUUUAGGUCAAUUAUGUAUGUUGACUAAAUUUACAAAUAAACUUGUUUAUCCAACUAAGUGUCAAAAACCUAAAUUGUGCAAAAUUUUAAUACAUCUGUUAUCUAGGUGCUUUAGUUUAUUUCAGGUGUUGCUUGGUAGACAGAACUUUUUAUUUUACAGAGGUAAUUCUUCAAAGCGUGUAAAUAGCCUUGUGCUCUAUAAAAAUGCCAUGACUGCGUAUUUGCAGUGUAGGCUUUGCAGUGUAUUGUUAAUAUGCUCCUUCCACUUCCCCAUAUUGUCAAUAAAAAUACUUUUAUCCAA
Messenger RNA from Sus scrofa (pig), 1975 nucleotides. It is a transcript of the gene H3-3B, whose product is annotated as H3.3 histone B. Gene Ontology annotation, cellular component: nucleosome. Gene Ontology annotation, molecular function: DNA binding; protein heterodimerization activity; structural constituent of chromatin. NCBI's taxonomy places the organism in Eukaryota, Metazoa, Chordata, Mammalia, Artiodactyla, Suidae. The record is from RefSeq and is a predicted model, not a curated record.